AUGAGAAGUCGCCGCCGGACAGCGAUUGAGGAAGGGACUGAAUCAUCAAGGGAAGUCGAGCAGAGGCCUGGUGUAAGAGGUUCACCGAGGCGUGCUGCUCAAAGAGCGCAAUCUGAAGCCUCCAACACAAGAAUCUUUCUUAAGACGCCAAUGCAACCUGUUAAACCAGAUCCACCUCACAAGAAGCUAAGCACGCAUGUUUCUUUGAAAUUAGAUCAUGUUUUUCAAUACCCGCCAAAACAAUUAAAAUUACCAACGACAAAAGCAGAAAAUAUAGCAGCAAAUAUCUCAAAAUCAUCAUCUGCAUUUCUUUGCAGUAAAUGGUUGCAAGGAACUAAUUGUGUUUUAAUAGAUGAGACAAAAUCAAUCAAAUACGCAGCAGUAAGCAUUUUUAUCGAGAAAAUUCGAUCAGCAUACAGCAAGUGCCCUCCAUUUUUGUUAAUAGCGCAGCCAAAAGAGAUUUCUGUUUGGGUAGAACAAUUAAAAUAUUGGACAUCUCAAUCAAUAUCUGUUUGCACGAGUGACCAAUCUGAAAGAGAUACUAUAACAGACCAGCAGUUACUACUAGAUGUGAAUCCAACCUCAGAUUACGGAAUAGUUAUCACAAACUACGAACAGUUUAUAAAUGACAGGACAAUUAUACCUUACCGUCAAUGGGCAUCAGUUAUUGCUGACGAUCCUUCUCCAAAAAUGCCUUUGGACGGAUUAUUUGCUUUUCAUAAAACUUUUGUUGGAACUGAGUUCUUUGACGAAUAUCCAUCACUCGAAACUUUCCUAGAAGUACCUCCUGAUGCUGCUGUUGAUCCAUCAACCGUUUUUAUCAUAAAACCAGAAGAUGCGGCCGAUGAUUACUUAUUUGAGGAGAAUUUCACUCCUUGUCCCAUGGCAGCUCUUCAACAGGCAAUGUAUAUCGAAUUACUACAGGAAUCUUCCGAAAAAAUUCGAUCAGAAAAUGCAGAUAUCAAAGAUCUUUGCGAAUUUGCCUCAAAACUACGUGCAUUGUCAUCACAUCCUUUCCUUGCGACCGAUACUCCAUGCGACAUCAUGACAGCAUCCGGAAAAGUCCCUGUUUUGUCGAAAUUACUUUCAAUUCAACGAAAUGACGGCAAAAAAGUGGCAAUUUUCUGCAAUUCUAACAUGGUUACAGCUCUACACACCAUCAUGACCGAGUGUAAGACCAUCUACACGCAGAUAGAAGCCAAUUCCACGGAAAACGAAGCGAAUAUUUUAAUUGAUGAUUUUAAUCAUCAACAAGGACACCGAGUUAUCAUUGUUCCUGCCAACUACGCGUCCCUCUGUCUCGAGAAAUUCAACGGGGAGACAGUUUUCGCGUUUGAUACUGAUUGGACACCGAUUGAAGACGGAAAACUCAUUGUCAAGUGGCACGCGAGGAAUUCCAAGGCACAGAUAUACAGACUCAUCACGUCUGAUUCCUUUGAAUACGUAUCUUUCGCAUUUUUCUGGAAUAAUCGUGAUAAAAAACCGUCAAAUUUCGAAAUUCCUGAAAAAAGUGACAAAACCGAAUUAUUUAACCUAAUCAAAGACUGCUACAGACUUGCAUACAAGCAUUUAGACGUUGUCCAUCAGAUGCCGAGGAUGCUGUUUAAAGAAAUCAGAGUUUUACAAUAUUCUGACAAAACCGCUUUUCCUCAGAAUUCCGAACCAUUUUUAGAUGAAUACUGGACUAUGCCUGAGAAGCAUCUCUCGAUACACGCGCCCAGGCAGUCGAGGCCCCUCACGCCAGCACAGUUUUGGACAGAACCAAGGUUACAAAGAUAUUUACAACUAUUCAAUUUAUAUGGAUGGGGCAGAUGGGAGAAAUUCCAAGAAUUCGGACGCCCAGAAGGUGAUCUCCAAAAGCUCGGUGUUCUCUUCUUGAAGCAUUUAUUAAAAACAGUGGAAGAAGGUGACAAAAUUUAUCCAAAUGUUUUGAUUUUGAUCAAAGAAAAUAAUAAAUUUGAUCAAAAACGUUUAUUAACGUCUUUGGCUGCAUGGCCAUCAGUUUUUGCAACAGCUAAAGUAGAACCACUCUUAGGAGACGUAGAAAAUAAAAGAUUUUUCUAUCGUCUUAUCGGUGAAAAAACCGUCACUUCACCCGACGAUAUAGAUCUGUCACUUUUUGAAAAUGAUUUAGAUAAUAGGAAAAUUGAUGAUGUUAAAAAAUUACUCUUUUCUGCAUGGGAAGAUGGAUUAAAUUCUUUGUCAGAAGAGGACCAAAAAUACAUAAGAAAUUUAAUCCAAAUUGCUAAAAAUAAGCCCGUAAAAAGUGACAAAACCGAUAAAAAGACAUCCACAUUAAUUUCAUUGAGAAGUUGCAAAACUAAGUUUGAUUCUUCUUCUCACGACAAAGUUCUAAAUACUUUGAUGUCAUACGGUUUUCCUUCUUUGGAAAAAUUCAUGCAAGCGGCUGGUUUAAUGAUGUACAGCCCUGAAUCAGUGCAAAACUACGUGGAUAACAUCAUCGGAUUUUGCCAAACAAGUUCUGAUGAUAAAAAGAAAUUUUCUGACAAUUUUGUCAAAAGAAUUGUCAAAUAUCACAGUCAGAAAAUUCCUUUACGUGUCAAAUUAUUUGAAAAAGUUCGCGAGUGUUCCACAAAAUUCGAUGAAUAUUCAGCAGAAGACAUCGAGUUUCUGACAGCUGUUUCUUCACAUGGAUUAGGAUUAUGGCUCAAUUCUCCUGUUUUACUUUGUGCUUGUAGAGGACAGCCAACAGAAGCAAAACUUUAUAACAGGGUUAAACUGAUAUUUGAAGAGACGAAAAGGACGAAAGUUAUUCAGCGAAUUCCUGAAGAUUUCAAGGAGAAAAUGCCACUGAGAAUCAACGACAUGAUGAUGCUUAGAAACAUUGGAAAAAUUGAUAAAAGAUUCUUCAACGACAAAUACGUUUAUCCCAUUGAUUACCAUGUUUCCGUCCAAUCUUACAGUCUAAUUCACAAAGACACAAAAGUGUGGAUGUAUUGUAAAAUUGAAUUGAACGAUGAAAAAUUGAAUUUCGUUAUUUGGCCGGAUUCGGAUCCAAACAGCAAAAUUGAAGGAAAAGAUCCAGAUGAUGUUUUCAACCAAUACAGGCUUCAACUACAGAGAUUUUGUGGCCAACCUGUUACUUAUAUUGAUGGCCAUGAAAUGUAUGGAUUGACAUCACCUUUAGUUAAUAUUUUGCUGCAGAAUAUGGAAGGAAUUGAUGAGUUAAAUGGUUACCAGAAAAGGUAUUUUAGUUCUGUGAUUCCUUUGACACAAAAAUGGCCUGUCAUUGGUCAGUUCGAGAAGGAACCAGAAGCAAUGGUUAUUGCGCAACCAAAAGCAACUGUUCAGACUGUUCCUCCAGCAAAAUCAAGUGGAAAUGUUAUUCCAAGGAAGUUCAAGUUUAAGAAGAGAGUUUUCGGAGAUUUACCUCCUCCUUUAGUUGUUGAUUUCGCUCCUUUAGCUGCUGACCAAUCAAAGAGUUUGGCACUCGAUUUCACUACUGGUCCUUUGACACAGAGUUUGGUCGACGCAUUCAGUUACUGGUCUGAUUUCUCUGAUUUCUUACCAAAAGAUUAA
Messenger RNA from Trichomonas vaginalis G3, 3540 nucleotides. RefSeq names its product helicase protein. Lineage: Eukaryota; Parabasalia; Trichomonadida; Trichomonadidae. The record is from RefSeq and is a predicted model, not a curated record. The transcript has a single exon. Bases 1 to 3540 code for a protein of 1179 amino acids. Gene Ontology annotation, molecular function: ATP-dependent chromatin remodeler activity; ATP binding. Gene Ontology annotation, biological process: regulation of cell cycle. Gene Ontology annotation, cellular component: nucleus.